This is a messenger RNA of Aspergillus steynii IBT 23096, 2277 nucleotides long. Its product is annotated as origin recognition complex subunit 4. Gene Ontology annotation, biological process: DNA replication; DNA replication initiation. Lineage: Eukaryota; Fungi; Ascomycota; Eurotiomycetes; Eurotiales; Aspergillaceae. The transcript is spliced from 2 exons. Gene Ontology annotation, molecular function: ATP hydrolysis activity; DNA replication origin binding. Gene Ontology annotation, cellular component: nuclear origin of replication recognition complex; nucleus. The record is from RefSeq and is a predicted model, not a curated record. Bases 1 to 2277 code for a protein of 758 amino acids.
AUGAAGGACCCACGCUCCGCCAAGAGGCGCAGGGUAUCCGACCAGCAAGUCGUGGAUGAGGAUGGAGACACCGCGAUGCGCGAUGAGCAGGAGACGUCGCCUACGCCGCGGAGACAGGUCGCCGGACAAGAGUCGCUAGGAGAUCUCAAGGAGGGGACAGAAGACGAAGGAUCGCCUAGUACGUCGAGGUCGGCGCGUCGCCGAUCGUCCAAAGCAGGGCAGACACCGGGUCAAGAAGGGAUGAGCAAACCGAAUGCGCAGGGGGAGGAUCAUGCGGAUACGCCCUCGAGGACGGGACUGCGGUCAAGUGGACGGCAGCGCAAAGCGCCGCAAAGGUUCGAAGACGAGGUCAACAAUCAAACGCCGGCGAGGAGGUCAACUACUGGGCAAACGGGGACUACCCCAAGGAGUACACGGAAGACGAGACGGACGUCCGAGACUGAAGGGAAUGCUGAGGAGUCCCCACAAGAGCCAGAGGACGAAGACGAGGAGGACGACGACGACGAUGAGGAGGAAGAAGACGAGAGGAAACGGAAGGCAAGAGUUACUAGGACGCGGUCCACGCGGCCUAAGAGGAAUACUGUGCGAUUUGAUACUGCGAAGGAGGAUACGGAUGGAGCUGCCGCUCCGGGAUACGGGUCGCAGCAACCGCCCUUGGCGGAUGAUUACCAGGACGGACUGGAUGAGCUGGUGUCGAUGCAGUUGCAGCAAAACUUGACACAACAGGAGAGUCAAGGUCCGGACGAGGUUGCAGUCGUGGGCACCUCUCUUCCUAGCUACGCCGAGGCAUUUCGUGCUUUAUCUGAGGCAGGACUGGUGGACGAACUGCGGACAUUGACCUCAAUUGUCCUGGAGAAAUUGAACGGCAAGCGACGGAUUCCGCUUAAAGGAGUGGAGAACGAAUAUCAAAAAGUCGAACAAUUGCUUGAGCAGACGGUCAGCGUCGGCGAGGGAAACUCCAUGCUGCUUCUGGGAUCGAGAGGCUGCGGGAAGACGGCGAUGGUCGAGACCAUCAUCUCGUCAUUGAGAAGAGAACACAAGAACGAUUUCCACGUCGUUCGCCUCAACGGAUUCCUACACACCGAUGAUCGAUUGGCGCUUCGUGAGAUGUGGCGCCAGCUUGGUCGGGAGACGAACACGGAAGACGAAGCCGGCAAGGUGGGCAGCUACGCCGACACGAUGGCGACCCUUUUGGCGCUGUUGUCGCAUCCCGAGGAGCUGUUUGGCUCACCAGAAAACGCGGAGACCGUGACGGCAGCCAAGUCCAUAGUCAUCAUACUGGACGAGUUCGAUCUCUUCGUGACGCACCCGCGCCAAACCCUGCUGUAUAACCUGUUUGAUAUUGCGCAGGCGCGCAAGGCCCCGGUGGCGGUCCUCGGGCUGACGACCAAGGUGGACGUCACCGAGAUGCUGGAAAAGCGAGUGAAGAGCCGAUUCAGCCACCGAUACGUCUACGUUCCCCUCCCCCGGACGUUUGACACCUUCUCCGACAUUUGCUUUGCCGGGUUAAACCUGGAGGAGAGCGAAGUUCGAGACCUUCUGGAGGGGACCGAUGCGGAGAAGCACGCGCUUGUCAAGUCCGCAGGAUGGAAUAGACUACUGGAGGGCUGGAGGGUCUAUCUCCAGGGUCUUUGGCGCGACGAAGCUUUCCAGGCUCACCUCCAACGAAUCUAUCACCAAUCAAAGUCCGUCAAGGAGUUCCUGACCAGCGCCUUGAUCGGACUGGGCGAACUGCACUACAGCACCUAUCCCACCGACCACGACCACAACAACAAUAACAACGCUCUUCCACCGUCCCUGCAGAUCCCCACCCCAACCACCUUCAGCAGCCAGAGCCUCUCCUGCCCGGACCCCGCCCCGCUGCCCUUCUCCGCCACGGCGACAGCCAGCUCGUCAUCGCUGCCCCUCUCGCUGCUCCUCGCCGCCACGCGGCUCGCGGCGCUGUUCGAUCCGGGCCUCGAGGCGGCCUCGUUCCAGGCCGCCGGACCGCUGGCGCUCUCCUUCCCGGCCGCGUACGCCGAGUACGUGCGGCUCCUGACGGCGGCGAAGACGUCGGCGUCGGUGUCCGGGGCGGCGGCGACGCCCGGACGAGUCUGGGGUCGCGACGUGGCGCGCGAGGCGUGGGAGAAGCUAGUGAGCUGGGGCCUGAUCAGCCCCGUGGGCGCGGGCAGCGGGACCGCGGACGGCCGGAUGUUCCGAGUCGAAAUCAGCUUCGAAGAGGUGGUUGCCAUGGCGGGAUCGGGUGGUUCCCUGGGGAAAUGGUGGCGGGACGGAUGA